CACUUUAUGAUUUUCUUCUCAUUUCAUAUUCAUCGAUCGAUCAUGGAGAGGAUGUCCUUUUCUUUCUCUCAUCGCUAUGCUUACUUAUUGUUUCAUAAAGUGUCCAAUAACUUGAGUUGUGUACAUAAGAAACUUUGUUAUCAAAACCAUUCCCAUCCAACCAUUUUAUAUCAACCAAGAGUAUUGUUAAAUAUUCGUAGUUGUAUUCAUAUGUCACAAAGUCAACAGAGUUAUAUGUUACCCACAAAAACGCCUUCUUGGGCCAAGUUGACUAUUGCGUUGGGAAGUCUAAUUACAAUAUACAGUUUCUAUGAAUAUUUUUCUAGUGGAGGAGCUGUAUCAGGUUCUGCCUUAGGUUUUGUUUACGGACUACCCAUUCUUUUAUUAGGAUUGGCUCUUCAAUAUGCAGAGUUAGCUCCUACACCUUUGAAAACGAGCGAUGAAGCGAAAGAGAAACGUGAAUAUUUGGCUACAGAUGUACAAAAAAAGUUGAUAAGAGAUGUGACUCGCUAUCGUUAUGGAAAUCAAGUUCAUUUGGAACAAGUAUGGAAAGCAUUGGGAUUGGUUUCUCGUGGACAGUCUCGUCCUAUAUUGAAACAAGUAUUGGAAAGAAUAGAUGAGACAAGUAGUCGAUAUGAAUUGUGUUUAUUAUUAUACGCUGUUGGCAGUCAAGUUUCGUUUUGGGAACAAAAACUGGAAAAGAUGAAUCGUUUCUUUGGACCGAACAUUGUUUGUCGUAUAGAACCAGUAGAAGAGGAUCAGUUUUGGUUGGUGUUGAGGUCAUUGCAAGGUUGAAUGAGUAACAAAGUGAUAGUCGAUAUUGAUAAAGAUUGGGAUAUGGAAUAGAUAUAUUUUAUAUUUGUAUGAUAUUGAAUACUUGUUAUCCUAUGAUGGCAUAUACAUAUAUAUAU
Galdieria sulphuraria is the source of this 911-nucleotide messenger RNA. RefSeq lists its product as uncharacterized. Bases 7 to 795 code for a protein of 262 amino acids. NCBI's taxonomy places the organism in Eukaryota, Rhodophyta, Bangiophyceae, Galdieriales, Galdieriaceae. The record is from RefSeq and is a predicted model, not a curated record. The transcript has a single exon.